AUUUUUGUUCAGGCGGAGUUCGGAAAGCGCGCCAAACAAUAGCCAGUUUGAAAACGUGAAGGCAGCGGCCGUGUCCGACAUAACUUUGGUAACUGCAGUCAUGUCACAGAACGACACCUUGCACGACGAUGACCUUGAGAAAUCAGGGGAAGCCGUGAUUGAGUUUAUCAAGAGCAGUAAAGCGGAGAGUGUCCUGCGAGGAGCACGAGGGAAUCUGCAGGAAUUCUUUGACCAUCACAUCAAGACCAAGAAGACCACAAUUGACAUCUUAAAUGAUCUUGUGCAUGCAGAGGAGGUGGUCGGCCAAAAACUGCUCGAUUUAGAAGGACAGAAGACCCAGAUGAUGCUGGAGAUUGAGAAAAUAGAACAGGAAGUGCAGCGAAGCCUAUCCAAAAGUCAGAUACUGGAUUCAGAGCAGGAGUUUUUACAAAGAGAGCUGGAAAGACUUCGAGAUGCUGAGCAGGAGAUUCAGACCCUGCAACAGGAAGUGGAUGAGGACACAACAGAAGUCAUUCCUUCAGCCAUAUAUGUUGCUCAGCUCUACUUUAAAGUUACCAAAAUAAAGCUGGAGGUGGACACAGAGCCACAUAUACUGCGAGGAGUUCACUAUGGUGGGGAUGUGGCAGCCCCUAUCAACAUAGAUUCAUCCACCCGUUCUCCCUACGAGGUCAGCGAUGAGCUGUGGAGCCUGGUUAAUACUGAGUGGUAGACCUGGUACACACUAAAAUAUCACUUUUGCUCUUAAAAUGUUUUUCUUUUUCAGUUGGAUUUGUUUUUAUGUAUAUAUACAUGUCUGUUGAUAAUUUUAAUUCUAUUAAUAAAUUUGACCCAGUUUUGGUUGUCAUACCACAAGGUGUCACUAUACAUUCAUAUAGUUAUUUUCACAGGCUCAGACAGCUUUUUGUAAAUAUUUUAAAUUGAUCUAUUUGAUUUAAGGCUAUAGUUUCCACAGCUGAAUAAAUCUCUGGAUGAAUUUUAAAUGUGAAAUUACAGAUAUUACUGUACAGGAUUGGUGGACGCAUUAUUAUUAAAUUGAAUAUUAAAAGUUAUCCAGUGUUUUUAAAAAAUACAAUAGGGAACAAUUCUUUCCAUAUUCCACAUCUCAAAAAUAUUGGUUUUGGUUGAAUUUUGCAAUAAAGCAUGUGACCAA
Molecule: messenger RNA, 1150 nt
Organism: Triplophysa dalaica
Lineage: Eukaryota; Metazoa; Chordata; Actinopteri; Cypriniformes; Nemacheilidae
Gene: spc24
Product: SPC24 component of NDC80 kinetochore complex
Exons: 6
Coding region: 101-709 (202 amino acids)
Source: RefSeq, a predicted model, not a curated record